CCGAGGAUCCGCCAUAUUCAAACCUCCGUUGGCUCGUUUAACCGAGCGUCAUUUUCCGUCCUCGUUUGUUUACAUUUGUAUGUUCGAUAAUCAAUAAAAAAAUACCUUAUAAUAGGACGAACCUCACCGUACAUGGAGGAGAGCGAGGACGCGACGCGUACCGGGAUGAAGAGUAAGAAGCAGCUCCGCAGGAUGGCCUCCAGGACGUCCAGCAUCGGACCCGCGGACCCCUCGGCGUCCCCCGAGGCCCAGGGCCACAAUAGGAAGAAACCCCCGCUGCAGAGAGGAAGCUCCUUCACCUUCCUGACUCCAGGGACGCCAUGGGACUUCAGCCUGAAAAGAAAACGCAAAGAAAAGGACGACGACACAGUCAGUCUCUCCAGCUUCGAUCUCAAGGAGCCUAGCAACAAGCGGGUGAGGCCGCUGGUCAAGGUGACCUCCUUGGCCAACCUCAUGUCACCGUCCAAGAAUGGAGCCGUCCGGCGCUUUGGACAAACCCUCCAGUCCAUGUCCAGCAAGUCUCCAGGGAUGUCCCUGAGAGCCAGCAGCAAGGGGGCCGGCCCCACCCCCACCAAGCGCAGGAACAGCACCCUGUGGUCCGAGAGCCUGGACGUCCACCAGAAGAGCACCUUCUCCACCAAGGAGAUCAAGAGACAAGAGGCCAUCCAUGAACUCUACAGAGGCGAGCAGGAUCUCAUCGAAGACCUCCAGAUGGCACGAAAGGCGUACCACGACCCAAUGCUGAAGCUGUCCAUCAUGACCGAGGAGGAGCUGGCCCACAUCUUCGGGGAGCUGGACACCUACAUUCCCCUUCACGAGGAUCUGUACGCAAAGCUCACAGAGAGUGCUGCCGGUCCCAGCGGCAUCGUCGGCCAGAUUGGACAGAUCAUUAUAGAUUGGCUCCCGGGCCUGAACUCCUACAAGGUGUACUGCAGCCACCAGCUGGCCGCCAAGGCCCUGCUGGACCAGAAGAAGCAGGACAAGCGUGUGCAGGACUUCCUGCAACGCUGCCUGGAGUCGCCCUUCAGCAGGAAGCUGGACCUCUGGAGCUUCCUGGACAUCCCGCGCUCGCGCCUGGUCAAGUACCCACUCCUGUUCCGGGAGAUCCUCCGCCACACGCCCGCCGAGCACCCGGACAUCGCCAGCCUGGAAAAGGCCAUCGCCAUCAUCCAGGGGAUCCUGUCCGACAUCAACGUUCAGAAAGGAGAGUCGGAGUGCCAAUACUACAUCGACAAGCUGGAGUACCUGGACGACCGGCAGAGAGACCCGCUGAUUGACAGCUGCAAGAGCUUAUCGUGCCACGGCGAGCUGAGGAACAAGAGCGGCUCGAAGCUGCACGUGUUCCUGUUCUCCGAGCUGCUGGUGCUGACGCGGCCCGUGACCCGCAACGAGAGGAGCUGCUUCCAGGUGUACCGGCAGCCCAUCCCCGUCCGGGACCUGGCCCUGGAGGACCUGCAGGACGGCGAUGCCCGCAUGGGAGGGUCCUUCAGGGGGGCCUUCACCAAUGGGGAGAAAGCCAAGAACGUGUUCCGCGUCAGCUCCCUGGACCCGUCCCACGGCCAGUCCCACACGCUGCAGGUCAACGACGUCUACCACAAGCAGCAGUGGCUCAACUGCCUGCGUGGGGCCAUGGCCCUGCAGCCCGCCGGGCCCCCCAGGGUCCGGACGGAGACCACCGCUGGCCCGGUCUCCUCCCGGCGCCGCUCCUCCACCGUCUCCCUGGACAACGAGGAGGCGGACGAGAACCACUGCCCCGACGCCGUCGCCCCGUCGCAGUCCAAAACGAGGCUGGAGAAGAGGUUCCGCGGGUCACUGAGGAGAAAGGAGACGGGGGUCUAGGAGGCCCGGGGAGUGUUGGAGACGCUCCUGUGUGUGUGUGUGUGUGUGUGUGUGUGUGUGUGUGUGUGUGUGUGUGUGUGUGUGUGUGUGUGUGUGUGUGUGUGUGUGUGUGUGUGUGUGUGUGUGUGUGUUGCUGUUGGAAUGCGGCCGUGCGUUUUGAACGUAACGAUGAUUUCAGGUGAUAAACCAUUGUGUUGUAAGUGUGAGUCCAGUGGCUGUUUACCUUGGCCUUGCUGACUUUAUAUAGGUAACGGGGAGGGGGAAAUCCCCUCCAAUCACUUCCGUCCAAAAAUUAUGUUUAACUUUUCUUUUUUCCGAUUUAGAGGGGUGAAAAAAUAAGUGUGUAUUUAGUUUACAAAAUAUGUUUCUGAUGUUUGUUUACGUGCAGCAGUUAAAUAGUUGUGGAAUUUGUUUCACAUCGUUUGACAUUCAUACCACUGUUGUAGCUCUUAAGAAUUUGAUUAUUCUAAAUUCUAACUGAUUUCUUUGUUAUUUUUUUUAAAAGUGUCUUUGUGAAGGCAAGAACAAAAACGUCCACUAUUCAAAUAUUGAUAUGUAAAUCGAUGUGUUUCGGGGAAGACGAAUGUUGUGGUCCAAGAGAUUUGAGGUCUUUUGAGAACUUGGAUUCAUUUUUUAUCAUUAACGAAACAUUUCAUAGAAAUUUGUGUAGUGAUGCCGUGUUGUAAUUUGUGCAUAACAUUGUUGGAAUCUGUUGUUGUGUAAUGUGAAUCUUGUUACAUACUGAGAAUGAGAACAGGGAAAAAAAAGUGCUUAAAAUAUCCUGUAUUUGUCUGUUUACCCAAAUGACAUUAACUUAGAUGAUUGUAUUUACAUAUUCACAUUCACAUUAAGUGGUAUUAAAUAUGUACAAAUUA
Molecule: messenger RNA, 2714 nt
Organism: Gadus morhua (Atlantic cod)
Lineage: Eukaryota; Metazoa; Chordata; Actinopteri; Gadiformes; Gadidae
Product: neuroepithelial cell-transforming gene 1 protein
Exons: 12
Coding region: 133-1839 (568 amino acids)
Biological process (GO): positive regulation of Rho protein signal transduction
Molecular function (GO): guanyl-nucleotide exchange factor activity
Source: RefSeq, a predicted model, not a curated record